Molecule: messenger RNA, 2801 nt
Organism: Brienomyrus brachyistius
Lineage: Eukaryota; Metazoa; Chordata; Actinopteri; Osteoglossiformes; Mormyridae
Gene: cab39l1
Product: calcium binding protein 39, like 1
Exons: 9
Coding region: 285-1316 (343 amino acids)
Biological process (GO): intracellular signal transduction
Molecular function (GO): protein serine/threonine kinase activator activity
Source: RefSeq, a predicted model, not a curated record
GGCCUGCGCUUUGCACCCCGGCAGAGGAGGUAGGCAAUGUGUAUGAGGUAGACGGUAAUAAUCGCACCAUUGCCGAACUAGCAAGUUUUUUUCUUUCUUCAUUUCCUUCACAGAAACACUCGAGUCUAAUUCCGACAUGAGGACCUAGCUAAGCCCAUAUUUCCUUUUAAGCGUACCUCUGCCAGCUGGCUGGCCCCGUUACCGUCAGCCGCCUAGCUUGUGUUCCGAGUUCGAAAGUAGCCAGCUUCUGCAAGCCCCCCUGCCACCCACGUCUUCGUCCCAUCAUGCCGUUCCCCUUUGGGAAGUCCCAGAAGAGUCCUGCAGACAUUGUGAAGAGUCUGAAGGAGAAUGUGGCCUACCUGGAAAAGCUCGAAGCCUCCGAGAGCAAGAAGUGUGAGAAGGUGUCGGAGGAGGUGUCCAAGAGCCUGUCCUCCCUGAAGGAGGUGCUGUGUGGCACGGGAGACAAGGAGCCCCAGACGGAAGCUGUGGCUCAGCUGGCCCAAGAGCUGUACAACACCAACUUGCUGAUCGCGCUCAUUGCCAACUUGCAGAGAAUCGACUUUGAGGGGAAGAAGGACGUGGUGCAGCUGUUCAGCAACGUGGUACGCCGGCAGAUCGGCACCCGCACGCCCACCGUGGAGUACAUCUCCUCCCACCCGCAGAUCCUCUUCAUGCUGCUGAAGGGGUACGAGAAGCCGGAGGUGGCUCUGAAUUGCGGCAUGAUGCUGCGAGAGUGCCUUCGUCACGAGCCCCUGGCCCGGAGCGUGCUCUUCUCCGAGGACUUCUACUGCUUCUUCCGCUACGUGGAGCUGUCCACCUUCGACGUGGCUUCAGAUGCAUUUGCCUCAUUUAAGGAUCUACUUACAAGACACAAGAUAAUGUGUGCAGAGUUCUUGGAAACAAAUUAUGACAGAGUCUUUACAGAAUAUGAGAAGCUCUUGCAUUCAGAUAAUUAUGUCACCAAACGUCAGUCUUUGAAGCUCCUGGGUGAACUCCUGUUAGACCGACACAACUUCACAGUCAUGACCAAGUACAUCAGCAGAGCUGAGAACCUGAAGCUCAUGAUGAACCUGCUGAGAGACAACAGCCGCAACAUCCAGUUUGAGGCCUUCCAUGUCUUCAAGGUGUUCGUGGCCAACCCCAACAAAACGCAGCCGGUUCUGGACAUCCUGCUGAAGAACCAAACCAAGCUGGUGGAGUUCCUGGGCCACUUCCAGACGGACCGCUCUGAGGACGAGCAGUUCUGCGAUGAGAAGAACUACCUGAUCAAGCAGAUUCGGGACCUCAAGAGGCCGCAAGCACAGGAAGAUGCGUAGAUGUUAAGGGAUAGUCGCGUCUGGGGUGGGAGUGGGUGAUGAGCCAGGAAAACGUGUUAUGGAAGAAGAAAGAGCCAGAAGAAAAAAGGCAUACAUCUUACACCUGGCCUUUGAUGUGGGGAAAAUGGCAUAGCUUCCCUGCCCCAUGGUCCUCUGCCCCCUGAGCAUUUUCAGCCGGGUUAUUUUUUUUUCAGAACAAGUGGGGCAUCGCUUCCCUCCGUACAUAACAAAUUAACAGUAUGGAGUAAGGCUGAUAUACGGCUCGUCAAGCAGCUAGAGAUAUACAAUAACAAACUGGUCUGGCCUGCAUUCUGCAUCUGUGUUUGUUCUAUUUUUCAAUAAUAGGGCACCAGCCUAGCCUCCCUCUAAUCAUCUUUUUCUCAUGAGUUUGUUGUGACCUCCUAAUGGAAUUGAGUGGCAAUUCCACAGGACACAGCAAACCUAGAUACAUGUAAAAUCCCAGAGCAGGUCGCCUGAGGAACAGAGGGGCAGACAGUGUGGAAUUUUAAAUCCUUGUUAAGAUUCUCUGAUGCUGUCGUCGUAGGGAGUGGGAUUAAACGUGAGGCCUUUUCAUUCCCUACACUCUUUAUGUCGUGCUACACUUGAGGUGUCAUUCCGUAAUAUAUGGACUGGUGUAUUAUUAUUUAAGAGGGCUCCUUUUCUUUCCCCUCCCCGUGGAUGCUUUUGUAAGGAAAGUACGAGAUUCACAAUGUAUACAGUUGUGCUAUGCGUAGCUUGGAAAAGCAGUUGUAUUUUUGUCUAAGGAUUUUAUUAAGUUUUAUCAGAGGUAUAGCAGUAGUUCUGUGUCCGUCCGCAUAAUGCCAAUGGAAUGUGUGUGAAUACCAGUAACAUCUAUUAGUAGCUAUACUGCUAGAGGCCAUGAGCUGUAGUUGAGAGUGCUGAUAUGAAUGCUCUUAGCUGGAAACAGCACCGUGAGCGUCUCUCUAGCCCCGUUCACUUUCACUAUGGCUUUCAGUCCUUUGCUCUGAGCCUGAGUAGGUCCCUCUUGUAGUUGUGGAUCUCCUGUUCAGGGUUUGUGGCCAGCACAACUCAAGUGUGUGCUGGACCCUGGGAGACUCUCCCACUCAGCUUACUGCCAAUCUAGACAUGCAGCUCCUGCUUUACGUACGUCGAUCCGCAGCGCCUUAAUCUGUUUGUGCGAAACACAGACUGGGGAGAAAAUAGUUUUGCUGAACUGGUGUCUUAAGAUUUCCUUGUCACCUGCUCGCACAAGGCUGUCUAAAUACCUCAGAAUUGUCUGAUUUAUUAUUAAAAUGUUUUAUCCUAGUUACAAGCAGAAGUUCACAAAAAUGUAUGCUGAAGAUUAAAUGUAGUGUGUUUCCAUCUUCCUCCUUUAUAAAAACACUUUGAAUGAACAUCCUUUUAUAUUUUUAAUAUUUCAAUGAAGCCCUGAAUGUUUGCACAGGGGAAGCACCGGAUGCAAAGUGCAACCAAAUAAAUGUUAUGAACAAUCAUUAAAGUCGA